Eremothecium cymbalariae DBVPG#7215 is the source of this 864-nucleotide messenger RNA. RefSeq names its product Rmr1p (gene RMR1). The transcript has a single exon. Lineage: Eukaryota; Fungi; Ascomycota; Saccharomycetes; Saccharomycetales; Saccharomycetaceae. The coding region runs from base 1 to 864 and encodes 287 amino acids. The record is from RefSeq and is a predicted model, not a curated record.
AUGACUGAAGAUAACCAGCUGUCAUCUGGUUCAGAAAAUAUUACUCAGUCUCAAUUAGCUGAGGAUGGAACUGCCGAGAUCGAUGAGCGUGGAAAUAAAUUAUUCAUAGAAAAAGAUGUCGACGUUGAACUAAAUGACGUCGAGGAGGCAGCGGAUAUAUCCCUAUGGGGAGCGAACAGUGACUCAGCAGUUGCCCUUGUUUCAGAUACUGAUGUUCAAGAAGUGGCAAAGCAGCUGCUAUCAUCUAAAGCACCAAAAAUUACCAUGGAAUAUCGAGGUAUCAUAUACAAUCUUUUUGGGAAUUACAAUAGGGAGAAGGAUAGCGAUAUUGAAAGUGAUCCCCCGAAUGAAUAUAUCCUCGAAAAUACGAUGGAUAUGCAUAAAGGGUUUAAUCAACUUAUUUCAUCCAUAAGAGAGUUUUUACAGGAAAGUUUUGGAACAUUGGAAUUUGCAACGAAGGAGAUACAAAUUAAUUUUCCUGAUUUAGAGCUGUGUGUAAGUGAAGACAAUGCUUAUACUAAAAACAUAACCAUGAAUGAUAUUGUUUCAAUAUUUAAGAUUCUGCGGGAAAAUUCAUUCAAGAGGGGGGAAUCGGAAGUUCCUUCCCACAUUCAUACUAUUAUUUCACUAAGCCCCAGAUUCGUAUCCAAAUACAACGAUUUAGUGGAACUAGUGGAUAAUAACGCUAGUUUCGCCCAUGUUAAGGGGUUCUCAAAUGACCAACAACACCCAUUGGUUUUAGAUGGUAAUGAAAAUGAACCUGCAAAGUGCCCAGAAGUAGUCCUAAUGUCAUCUUCUGGUGGAGAUGAAUCAGAAGAGUUACUAGAAAUAGAGGAUGAGCCUGUGGCAGAUCGAAAGGAUUAA